GUACAUGCUGUAGGAGCUGAUACAGAAUUGGGCUGCCAGUCCUUAAUUUCAAUGUAUCUGGGAUAUUUGACUGAUUUUUGCUGGUCAGUUGUGACCCUAAUUACACAUGGAGGAGGGAGUGUUUGGACAAUGUGGAGAAUUAUCAGGAAAGUGGGAUCGACAGAUGUGACAGGACAGGCACCUGUAUCUCUGCCUGCUGAGACCUGCAUCCUGCACUCUGCAUUGUCUUUCACUGGGUCUCUUUUCCUCCUCCCAUUCAGUGGCUGCUGCUUCAGCUCCCUGGGCACUGAGACCUUUCACUGAGGUAAUUUUUCUCUCCCAUUUCUCUCUCUCAUUUGUACAUGACCUGCAAGGUACCUUGGUAAGAAAAUCCUGAUCACGUCACAGAAGGAUACAGCAGUCACAGGCGAUCAGAGGUGCUGGUUCUAACACAGUUUUUAGGAAAGGGCUGAGGAAUUACACAGAUAAAAUGGGCCAUUGUGGUCAUCCUUGCUGACCCCCUGCUCCAGAAUUUAAUCUCCAAAUAUCUCUGCAUUGAGCUUUAUGAUGUGCAACCAAGUAAAUCUUUAGGAAUCUUUAAUCCUGAAUUUUUGUCCUAAAUCACAGAAAGCUUAUGGCAUCUUUAGAUGGAAUUUGUUGCAUCUCAGCUACAUACACACAUCUAUUAUGAGGAUUAAUUUUAACUCUAGGAAAGGAAUAUUAUCUAGGUGACAAGGUAUAGAACCAUUUUGUUGUGGUAUUAAUAUUGUUCAGCUUUCCUACAUGUGAUUUCCAAAUAUGCUGUAUCUUCCUCAGUCACAGUGAGUUCCCCCUCUCCUUUGCUGUGUCUCUUCAAAUCAUUGUUUAUUCAUGCACCCAUUCAUCCUCUUAUGGGUUUUUCAAAAGUACUGUCAGAACUCGCGGGCACAGGAGGUUGAACGUGUGAGGAGCUGAGAUUGAUUAUGUGGAGGACUAAUGGAAAUGACAGCGUUUCACUGAGAAAGUUUUGAGUAUUUCCUCUGCAAAGGUAAGCAAUGCUAUUAUUGAAAUAGCCUUAUGUGGAAAAUGCAUUUCUGUCGGGGCUCCAAAGUUACUGUGUCAAAUUUGAAAGUUCUAAUGCUGAAGGGUGGAAGAAGUUUGAAUCUCCAUCUGUUCAGAAUUGUGGUGUUGCCACUGAAACCUUCAUGGCACUCACAUAAUGGACAUUUCAGGUGCAGCUUGGCACGGUGUUUCUGUCCCUAAACUUAGGAGCAAUCUUGUCACUUCAAAGAAUAUGAACCAGGAGAAGCUUCUAGGCAAGAUGAAACUGUUGCUUAGGGGAAAUGUUCUUCUAGUUCUCUAGAAACUGGCAGGACUUCUGAUCACAAGGGACAUUGUAACAAAAUUCACCUUCCCAUCUCAAGCUGGUUUUUACAUUGAGUUGACAUAAAUUGUAUUUUAAUUGCUGCUCCUUAUUAGGUAACAAAUCUUUCUCAAGGUCAGGUAAAUAACUGUAAGAUAAUCAAGUGCAUACAGGAAUCAGCUCAUAAGCUUGCCAUUGGUUCCAACCCAGUACAUUUUUAGCAUAUAUUUUCAGGGCUUCUUUUCUCUCUCUCUCUUUUUUUUUUUUUUUUUUUUUUGUGGUUUGGUUGGUUGGUUGGUUUGGUUUGGGUUUUGGUUUUUUGUUUGUUUGUGGGUUUUUUUGUUUUGUUUUGUUUUUCCUGAGGAAAAAAAAUGGAUGAGCAAAUGAAAACAGUCAUGCCCAGGAGCAUUAAAAUUUUUCUGACUGGAUCAGAACUAGGAGGUAACUUAAUUCUGUGCUGUUACCCACACAGUGCGUGGCCAGAGCUCCUCACAGGUAACUGUAUCAGCAUGCUGAUGAAUUGCUCUCACUUCAGGAGCACUCAGCACAGCAGUUAAUAGGCCAGCGGAAAAGCACAGUAACAGUAUAGGAAUACAAUAAAUAACAAGAAAGAGUGAGUUUGAUUGGCCAGGAAUGAAUUUCUGCUACGCAGAGAACAGGAAUUGGCUUAUAGUGCAAUUUUUGAGAAAUAGCUCAGUAUUAAUUACACAAAUCACGUUUUCCCAGCAGAUCAGUAUACAAAGAAAUUAAUGUAAAUAAAAAAAUUAGGGCCAGUUUGAUGAGUAUUCCAGCAAUCAAUUUAAACCAGUUCUUUCAGUAUAAUUAUACAUAAUGUGUUUUGGCUAGAACAAUUUAAUUGACUCUACACUGAAAGAGAAAAAUAAGUGCCCUGUUUGUCUGGAACACUCUUAUUGAAAGUGAUAGCUUGAUACCAUUAGCAAACUCAACAAGACAAUCCACAUUCAUGCAUUAAGAGGAGCAGAAGCCUGAACAUCUGUUUCCCAGUAGUGAAUUCACAAAAGGGGCUUGGCUAUGCAGAGAAUGGGUGGACAAACAACAGGAAGGUGAUCUCUGACAUUCAACAAAAUGUUGAGGUAUCGCAAAAAUGACAUCAGGUGAGAAUGAAACGUCUGAAAUAAUGGUGUGCUAAAAGCUAGCUUGGCAAAUGAAGCACUGACAAGAACAAGCCAAACCUCUGCCCAUCAUUCUUUUAAAUGUGUCAUAUGAAUGAUCACUUUAUGAACAGCAUACUUUUUUAUUCAAGAUGUACAAGGUGGCACGAAAUGGUUUUGGAGAAAUAUGUAAUAAAGUGCCAUGAAAUAUUUCUUUAGCCAGAAAAAAAAAUAGUCACAAUUAAAAGAAGUGUCUGUAAGUGUUAUAAAAUUCCAGAGAUAAUAGUCAAACUAAAGAAAAAAAAAGAGUUCUUGGAUGUGACUUUUUCUUUUCUUCUUUCCAUUUCCACAACCACGAGCCUUGGAAAGGGAGCAAUACUAAAAGAGAAAUGGAACCAAGAAUGAAGUGGCUGCCAGCGGCUGUAAUGCAAUAUCUCAGCGUUUCAGGGGUAAAUCAGUGAGAACUGCGUCUGCCGGCCCUCUGAAAAAUCUGAGGAUUAAACUUCCGUUCAGUCAGCGCGGACUGCUGCAGGGUGGAGCAGCACUGAGCCAUGUGCACGACGCUGAGCCCCAAGGCGCGCGGGCCCGGCCUCUCGGACAUGCACCAGUACAGCCAGUGGCUGGCCAGCAGGCACGAGGCCAACCUGCUGCCCAUGAAGGAGGACCUGGCCCUGUGGCUCACCAACCUGCUGGGUAGAGAAAUAACAGCAGAAACCUUUCUGGAGAGAUUGGAUAAUGGUGCCUUGCUUUGCCGCUUAGCUGAGACCCUGCAGGAGAAAUUUAAAGAAAACAGCUUUGAUGCAAACAAGCCUGCCAAAACCCUACCAGUGCGGAAAAUUCCCUGCAAAGCCAAUGCUCCUUCAGGGUCUUUUUUUGCUCGGGACAACACAGCCAAUUUCUUAUCCUGGUGCAGAGAUGUGGGUGUGGAUGACACCUGCCUGUUUGAAUCAGAAGGUUUGGUCCUCCACAAGCAGCCAAGAGAAGUGUGCCUUUGUUUGCUGGAACUUGGAAGAAUUGCAGCAAGGUUUGGGGUGGAACCUCCUGGAUUAAUAAAACUGGAAAAAGAGAUUGAACAAGAGGAAACACUUUCAGCUCCCCUUCCAUCUCCUUCACCAUCACCCACAAAGUCUCCUGGGAAGAAGAGCACAGGGAAACUGUUGGAUGAUGCUGUGAAACACAUUUCUGAAGAUCCACCCUGCAAAUGCCCUACUAAGUUCUGUGUGGAGCGUCUUUCACAGGGAAGAUACAGAGUUGGAGAGAAGAUCCUUUUCAUUAGGAUGCUGCACAACAAGCACGUCAUGGUGCGUGUCGGCGGCGGCUGGGAGACCUUCGGCGGGUACCUGCUGAAGCACGACCCGUGCCGGGCGCUGCAGAUCUCCCGCGCCGACGGCAAAACCUCGCCGGUGCACGGCCGGGCGCCGAGCCUCCGGGACAUCCACCCCGACAACUACCUGGUGGUGUCCGCGCACUACAAAGCCAAGAAGGAGAUCAAGUGAGAGGAGCUGCCGGCGGGACUUGGCGCGGGUAGGUAAAAACACUCCCCCGAGCGUAGUGAAUUUAGUGAAUGCUCUAAAAGGACUCUGGGAACCUGAACACAGACUGGAAAUGACGCCCCGUUUGGAAGGUCUUUGGAUUUAGAACUAUUUAUUUCUAGUACUGUAUCUUUUAUAGCAAAUUACCCCUGAUAGGUUAAUUACUACAAUCGGAUAAUAAAUAGACGUAUAUUUUUAGCCAAAUUAUUACUCUUUAAUAUGUGAAUGUAUACUUAGAGCUACAUAAAGGAGUGGAGCCUGUUAAUGGAAGAAAAUACACAAUGAAAUAUAUUUGUACGAAAAUCUUAUUACUUUGAACCCCUGACUGUUAGGCUAGCUGAAAUAUAUAUAUGUGCAGGUGGGAAGUGGAUAUUUGGGAAAAUUAUUUGGUAAUGGAAUGAAAUAAAAAUUGACUGUUUGUAUGUUUUGCAAUCUUUUCUUAAUUAGUAGACUAUAAUGGCUUAUUGCAUGCCAAGAAACUUCUCAAAGCCAUUCCUUAAAAAAGCCCAGGAAACCCCCUCACAGUUUUUCUGUUUAAAGCUGAAGGCGAUGCUGGGUGUUGGCUCGAGUGCAGAUCCUCCCUGGUGUCACAGAGCUGCCCAGGGAGCUGCAGAUCCUCCCUGGGCUCACAAAGCUGCCCAAGGAGCAGCAGAUCCUCCCUGGUGUCACAGAGCUGCCCAAGGAGCUGCAGAUCCUCCCUGGUGUCAGAGCUGCCCAAGGAGCUGCAGAUCCUCCCUGGGCUCACAAAGCUGCCCAAGGAGCUGCAGAUCCUCCCUGGGCUCACAAAGCUGCCCAAGGAGCUGCAGAUCCUCCCUGGUGUCACAGAGCUGCCCAAGGAGCUGCAGAUCCUCCCUGGUGUCACAGAGCUGCCCAAGGAGCUGCAGAUCCUCCCUGGGCUCACAGAGCUGCCCAGGGAGCUGCAGAUCCUCCCUGGGCUCACAGAGCUUCCCAAGGAGCUGCAGAUCCUCCCUGGGCUCACAGAGCUGCCCAAGGAGCUGCAGAUCCUCCCUGGGCUCACAGAGCUGCCCAAGGAGCUGCAGAUCCUCCCUGGGCUCACAGAGCUGCCCAAGCCAGAGGCACGGGGAAGGGGAGGGACUGCCCCAUGCAGUGCCAGCGAGGGGUGGUUCUACAGCCCAGGAGGGAAGCAGAGCCAGGGCACAGCCAGGGAGGAGCUGCACAAGUCCCUCUGGAGUCACAGAACAUGGCACUGUCCUUGGAUGUGAGCCU
Messenger RNA from Prinia subflava (tawny-flanked prinia), 5192 nucleotides. RefSeq names its product growth arrest specific 2 (gene GAS2). Gene Ontology annotation, biological process: actin crosslink formation. The transcript is spliced from 8 exons. The record is from RefSeq and is a predicted model, not a curated record. Lineage: Eukaryota; Metazoa; Chordata; Aves; Passeriformes; Cisticolidae. Gene Ontology annotation, molecular function: actin filament binding; microtubule binding; cytoskeletal adaptor activity. Bases 2985 to 3929 code for a protein of 314 amino acids. Gene Ontology annotation, cellular component: actin filament.